Selaginella moellendorffii is the source of this 1526-nucleotide messenger RNA. RefSeq names its product xyloglucan 6-xylosyltransferase 1. The record is from RefSeq and is a predicted model, not a curated record. Lineage: Eukaryota; Viridiplantae; Streptophyta; Lycopodiopsida; Selaginellales; Selaginellaceae. Gene Ontology annotation, cellular component: trans-Golgi network; endosome; membrane. The coding region runs from base 355 to 1479 and encodes 374 amino acids. The transcript has 2 exons. Gene Ontology annotation, biological process: xyloglucan biosynthetic process. Gene Ontology annotation, molecular function: hexosyltransferase activity.
AAAAUGAAGCAUCUUUUUUAUUUAAUGUUGGUCAAAAAAUAUAAGAGGAAAAGGCUCUGGUGGAAGGAAGACAGGAUCUCUCCAUGCUUUAAAAGAGACAACUAAGGAAGCUAUGACCGCGUCCUACAUUGGAUGGAUGGAAAAAGAUACCUCGACCGAUCGAUUCGCGGCAGCAGCAGUGGCGGCAGGAACAGAGCGCUCGCCCGCGGUGGCGCAUUUUCGCGCCGAUUUUGGACAGAAGGAUAAGAAUUUCUUCCCGGAAGGGCCGAAUGCAUGAUACCACGCAAAUUCUAUGCCCGGGGAAAGAAAUACUAAGAAACGAGCAUAGCUUCUUCGAGGCCUCACUUCACUCAAAUGGCGAAUUCACCACCGGCGCUGCUCGCUGGAUUGCUCCUCGUCGCAGCCUGUUUCCUCAUCGUCGUGCUCCUCCUCACAACCUUGCAGGACACCACGAUCGAUCACCCGUCUCGAUCUCUAUCAAAAUCGUCCAAGCAUGACGCAGCAGCAGCAGACCGUCCAGCUCCCCUGAUCAUAGCCUCGGCACACUCCGACCUCUACUCGAGGAUGCGGAUGCUCAAGUCCCUCAAGCAAGCACCACCCGAGCCGCUCAAGUUCCUCCUGGUCACCGCCGAUCAGCCGACUUCGUGCAAGACCAGGCAAGGCUCGCACCUCCUCAUGAUGUCGCUCAAGAACAAGGUAGACUACUGCAACUUACACCAGUGCAAGGUGUGGUACAGCCUCGAGUCGUGGCAGCCGGGCUUCACUGGAACCUGGGCUCGCUAUCCGCUGCUCCAGAGGCUCAUGCUCGUCAACUCCCACGUCGAGUGGUUCAUGUGGAUGGACUCGGACGCGCUCUUCACCGAUAUGUCGUUCGUGAUCCCGCUGGAAACUUACGAGAGCUGGAACAAGGACAUGAUCAUUCCUGGAUACUGGGAAAAGGUUUAUGGUGACGAUCCGGACUGGCUGGGCCUCAAUGCCGGGAUCUUCCUCAUCAGAAACACCGAGUGGUCUCGCAACUUCCUGGACAAGUGGAUGAGCUUCCGGCCGGAUUCACCGCAGCGCAGCCACCAUCUCACGGAGAUCUUGAACAGGGAGUUCAGGACGCGUCCGAGGAACUGGCCCGCGGACGAUCAGAGCGCGCUGGCGUAUCUCCUAAGACGAAACAAGACGGAGCACGAGAGGAGGACGUACUUGGAGGCCGGGUACGCUCUCCACGGCUUCUGGGAGGUGAUCGUCGACGGCUUCGAGGAGAUGGCGGCCAGAGGCAACGUGGGCGAUCGCCAAAAGUGGCCAUUCGUCACGCACUUCUGCGGCUGCAAGCUCUGCACCGGGGAGUACGCGACAUCGCAGUCGGCGCGGUGCGUGGAGAGCUUCAGGCGAGCGUAUAACUUUGGCGAUAACCAGGUGCUAGCUCUCGCUGGAAUGGCGCAUCCGGAUUUGUCCAGCCUCGAGGUGGUGGAGUCGUCUGCUUUGUUGUAGUGUGUGAUCAAAUGAAGAUGUUUUAGCAAACCAGCUACCUCAGGAUC